AUGGCCAACCCAACUGGGUUUGUUGUCCGAAACAACGAAAUUUGUUACAAAUGGAUAGAUUACUUCUACAUUGGAAGAGCAACAUACUCAGAGCCAUUGCAUCACUGGGACUCGGCUUCUGGGACACUGACAGACUUCACUACUCGUUUCUCUAUGAGAGUUGUCACCUAUGGUAACACCGGUGACGGCCUAGCCUUCUUUCUUGCUCCUGUGGGUUAUCCAAUUCCUCCAAACUCGCCUGGCGCAUAUCUAGGACUUCUCAACGCCACCACUAGAUUUGACAUCUCCCAAAACCAAAUCCUCAUGGUUGAGUUUGAUACUUAUCCAAUUAUAGCACCUGACUAUAAUUGGGAUCCGCAAGAGCAGCAUGUUGGGAUCAAUAUCAACUCCAUCGCUUCGGUUGUCAACACCAGUUGGGAUGCUAAUUCGCAUAGUGGACAGGUGGCCGAUGUUUAUAUAUCUUACAAUGCUACUACAAACAACCUCAGUGUUUCCUGGAUAUACAGAGAAGAGGAAAACCACCCGGUUUCUUCUUCUCUGUUUCACAUCAUUGAUCUGAAGGAAGUUCUUCCCGAGGGGGUUACCUUCGGAUUUUCUGCUUCUACAGGCUUGUAUCUUGAAGGGCAUACCAUCGUUUCCUGGGAAUUCAUUUCAAGUUUGGAUGCAGAUAAAGUGGUGAGCAAGAAAGGAGGAGUACCUAAGCGUGUCAUCACACUCAUUGUUGUAGCUAUCUUCUUAGCAUUGUUGUUUGGAGUAGGCAUCUGUUUGAUCGUGACAAGGAAGUUAAGAAAGAAGAGAAACAAAAGAGGACAUGAAUCCAUCUCGGUUAAUACUAAUCUCGAGAGAGGAGCGUUGCCCAAAAGAUUUUCCCACCAAGAACUUGUUGCAGCAACCGGUGGCUUUGCUAAUGGUAGAAAGCUUGGUCAAGGAGGGUCUGGCCAAAUUUACAAAGGAACCUUGACUGAUAUUGAUCGCCUAGUUGCUGUCAAGAGAAUCUUCGCAGGAUCUGAUCAUUCUGAAAGAAUUUUUAUCAAUGAAGUGAAGAUAAUAAGCCAUUUGAUUCACCGAAACCUGGUGCAGUUCAUUGGAUGGUGUCAUGAGCAAGAUGAAUUCUUGCUUGUCUAUGAGUAUAUGUCAAAUGGCAGCCUUGAUAGUCAUCUUUUUGGCAAUAAAAAAAAUUUGCCAUGGAAUGUCAGAUACAAGAUUUCUUUAGAAUUGGCCUCAGCAGUUCACUACCUUAAUGAAGAUGCAGAGCAAUGUGUCCUUCACAGAGACAUAAAAUCAGCCAACAUACUAUUAGGCACAGAUUUCAGCACCAAGCUUGGUGAUUUUGGUGUUGCUAAGCUGGUGGACCGCAGACUGAGGACUCAGAUGACAGGUGUGAUAGGGACUUAUGGCUACCUGGCCCCGGAAUAUGCGAACGGAGGAAGAGCUAGUAAAGAAUCAGACAUGUAUAGUUUUGGAGUUGUGGCUUUGGAAAUUGCAUGUGGGAGGAGGACCUACCAGCAAGGUGAAUACCAUGUACCGCUAAUGAGAUGGGUGUGGGAGCUCUACCUCACUGGAAAUAUCAUGGAUGCUGUUGAUGAAAGAUUAAAAAUGGAUUUUGAUUCAAAUCAGAUGGAAAGGUUGAUAAUAGUGGGAUUAUGGUGCACUCAUUCCUGUGACAAGGAGAGGCCAAAGGCUGGACAAGUGAUUAAAGUUCUUCAGCUUGACAUGCCAAUGCCUGAGGUUCCACAUGAUAUGCAUGAUCAGGCAUUCUACUCCUUCCUUCCAUCCCAACAAUCAUCUGAUUCCUUUCAGUCUCCAGCCACUUCUAGUAUCAAAAAUGCUGGUCGUUAA
Molecule: messenger RNA, 1839 nt
Organism: Ziziphus jujuba (common jujube)
Lineage: Eukaryota; Viridiplantae; Streptophyta; Magnoliopsida; Rosales; Rhamnaceae
Product: L-type lectin-domain containing receptor kinase IX.1
Exons: 2
Coding region: 1-1839 (612 amino acids)
Biological process (GO): protein phosphorylation
Cellular component (GO): plasma membrane
Molecular function (GO): carbohydrate binding; ATP binding; protein kinase activity
Source: RefSeq, a predicted model, not a curated record